Molecule: messenger RNA, 16020 nt
Organism: Lymnaea stagnalis (great pond snail)
Lineage: Eukaryota; Metazoa; Mollusca; Gastropoda; Lymnaeidae
Source: the annotation of a GenBank genome assembly
GACGGGCAAUGAUGUGACGCGGCUAGCUUUUUCAAAAUGGCCACAGAGGGUGAAAACGUGACAGGGGAUUCUACAAAUACGUCGAAUCAGUCAAAAACUGAUUCUUCAAAGGAUAAUACACUAACUCUAGAAGGUUUAUAACUUCUUAUUUUUGCUGAGGGCAUGUUAUUUAAUUUAAUGCUAAAGUAUUUAUACCAUAAGCAGGUUUCAAUACGGGAACGAAUGGUUCACCUGGACGGUUAUUUUCUUUACUAAAUUAGUAAAUAAUUAAGUAGACUAAAAAAAAACAACCCAACUCAAAAUGAUACGCCUAAACUAAUAAUUGCUCAAAUAGACCUACCGGUAGCAGUUUAAAUCAUUCUUUAAAUGCUUAGUCUUUGUCUCAAGUAAGCUACUAAAUAAUUUAUAUGGCUUGGUCAUGGUAUUUUUAAAACAAAAAUGUCAUGUUAACUAAUAAUAAUAAACAAAAGACACAGAUGGUAGGGGCCCUAACAAUGAAGAGGGCGAGUUAAAGGUGCAGUUAAGGGCAUGGGUUUUGCCAAGAGUUGUCUCACCCUAGCCCUAAGCACAGUGAUAUCACUAUGGGGAAUCCCAACACUAGACCAACGCCAACAGUUAGACCAGAACAAUGACAAUGAUAACUUUCCCAUUCUUACUGAGCAUUAUUUGCGUGAAAAACAUAAUCAGACAAUCAAUACAGAUUCUGUUGUCAUUCAAAUUCAACUUACAAGGUUCAAAAGAAAUAAAAAGAGAAACUCAUCCUUGCUGAUACCACAAGAUGAUCACCGUAAAAAAGACGUGAGCAUGUUUAAUGAUGUUUAACUCUUUUGCUGCAGUGCGGAAUUUUUUGUCGAAAAAAUGUACAUUAUUUUUCGAAGAGCAAAAAAGAGAGAGAUUGGGAUUAUUAAAAAAAAAUAUUUGACUAAACUUGGUAUGAAAUGAAACAUAAUUGAAAGGACUAUAUGUAGAUACUUUGGUCAAAAAUGUAAAAAAUUUUUAAAAAUAAAUCAAUGGCACAGUUGAAUAGAGCUAAUUUUAAACAGAAUUAUAACACCAAAAUCAUAUUUUUAGCUGUUGUAGUUUUAAAGUUAUGAAUUUUUAAAGUACGACUUGGUUUGUCAUUUUUUAACAUGGACUGCAUCUCCACAUUCUGUGACCUCAUUCCACUGAUCGCGUCAUGCGCAAUGACUAUAUAGUUUAUAUAAGGCAACGCAUUCCCUAUCACUAAAAUACUGUUUAGGGUCGACUUAUUUUAAACUUUCAACUUUGGCACAUGAAUAAUUAAUAAAAGCUUUCCCUGACCAAUGGUUUAAUAGCUUUUGCACACGGCAAACUCUUAUGAAUGAAACUCUGAGAUAGUACUACAACGUAGCCGUUAUGCAAGUGGCUGUGAAUGGUUGCCAAUGACAACGUGUUGCACAGGGAAAAUUCUGAUCAUUUAUAUUAUGGACUCUGCAGGGUUUUUAAAGCUCAAAUUAAAACAUUUCCAGUUUAAAUGUCUUCAAAAUGCAUUCUGAAACACAAAAUAUAAAAUAUUUUGAUGUAUAUAGUGGUAAUAAUUAAAUAUUUCCUAAGUAUCGGCAACUUCCGCCAUUAAAAAGGGGGCGUGGCCCACGCCAUGUCGAAAUUAGGCUGAGCCACCUUAUGGUGAUAUGGGUCACUGUGACAAGUGUAACAAACGUGAGACACGACCUACAUCAAUGAAACUUGGCACAGAUAUAGAUCAAUAUCUAAUGCUCAUACAGAUUUAAUCAAAAAGGACCUUAUCUUAUUAUUUCACAAAAAAUUUUGUAUGCGAAGAUGCCUUAUAUAUACCAAAGAUUUUCAAAAUAAAGGUCGAUUGAAAAAAGCAAAAUAGCUGGCUAGAAAUGUAGGCCAAGAUGUCUUCCAAAUUAUAAGGCUGGAAACGGAACUCAAAUAUAUGUGGAAAGAACUAAUUUAAUAAUAAAUAGACACACACAUCGGAAAAUUAAAAACUCGGAUUUUUCGGCGCCGACGCCCAUUUCCGAUACAAAAAAAAUAGUAGUCUCCCUUGUUUCAUCGAAGUAUCUAACUAUAUGUUUGUAAACUUAUUUCUUCAGUUUAAAUAAAAUAAGUUACAGAAAAGAACCAUAAAAUGUGAAAUCAUUAUAAGCUAAAACAUUUUUUCCCCAAAUCCUAUGAUGUACGCAUAUCUCAUCUUCACUUCCAUAACUCAUAUCCUCUAAAAAUACUAAUAUCGGAAUCAUCAAAUGGAUCUAAAUAUAAAUCAUCUACACAAUCAAAAGAAAUGGUAUAAAACAGUUCAAAAACUUUUGGAGCUGUUUAUCGUCUAGGAAACGUACUCACCUACUAGAGGCUAGGGUAGCCAUAGCUAUAGUAGAAAAAAAUAGCGAAGAAAAUCAUUAAAAUAAUGCUUCAAAUGACAACAAAUAAACCUUGGUUUCACUUAUAAACAAUGAAGUACCACUCUUCUAUGUAAAAGUCUUAUUUAAAAUUAGCUCUUAAAAAGUUUCACAGAGAAACAGCACAGACAAAGAAAAAAACAUGAUAUUAAAACAACACAGAGUGCGUUGGUCAGUGCUUUUGGGAACGUCGGAUGAACGCAGUGUGCGUUGUUCCUCAUCGAAAGAGUUAAAAGUGCUAUUUUUUUGUUGUUUGAAAACGAAGUACCUGUAUGACAUAUGCUAUUCAUUUCUGCAAUGUUGCAAUUUAACUGGACAUUAACAUUUUAACAUAAUUUUGAACCUUAUAAGUUGAAUUUUAAUAAAAACAAAUGAAACAUUUCAUUUCAGUAUAAUUUGUAUUAACUUUAUCGAUCAUCAGAUUUAAUUUAUGGUGCAAAAAAUGCUCAGUUAAAAACAGGCAAGAUAUCACACACAUCGUUCAGGUCCAAGAGUUGGUCUGUUUACCCUAAGUCCAGUGAUGGGAUUCCCCAAAGUGAUGUUACUGCACUUAGGGUUAGAUAACUCUUGUCAAAAUUCUUACGACUAACCAAAUCUUUACCUUUGUUCACACUGAUUAUCAGCUUUUCAAAAGGGGUAUUUAGGUACUGGGACCAAUAGCUUAUGAACCAGUUAUGAAAAAAUUAUGCUUAAUACUAGGUAGGGUUGCACCCAAAAAUUGGAAGGUAAUCGUAAAAGUCCCUUUUGCUGAUUAAUUGGUAAUCAGCCAUUUUUUUGGACCAUUGCCCUACUUCGUCAACUAGAUGUUGAUCUCGAUAGUUUUUAUAAAUUAACUUAUUUUUUUUUUGGUUAUAUUUUUCCAAAGCUCAUUUUUCAAUAUUCAUCGGAAAUGACGGUUUGUUUCUGGUUUUGAAAAAAAAGAAGUAAGUUGAGUAAGUCAAACAAACCAAACAAUUACUUUUGUGUGGCCUAGAAGGGCAACUGACACACUUAAUGCAAUGAUUGUUGAAUGAGCUGUGUGUGUCUGUACUCAGCUCGCGAUUGCUGGCUCCCCAUGUAUGUUAAUAGUACAUGAGCUUGCGGCAUCCCCCAUCCAGAACCUGGCCAGAUUUUAGGCUGCUGAUUUAUUUAUUUAUUUAGGCAUUUUUAUAUAGCGCUUAUCAUAAAGCUCUAAGCGCUUUACAAUUAUUAAAACAUGUAAACUAAGUAAAUACAAAUGAGACACUAGGAUAGUAACUACUAUUCUAUAGAAACAAUGAAAAUGGCUAUUGACACUUCAGGAUCAACCCGAAACAGAAAAUGAGGUAGGGCAAGGAGGGUGCAUCACAGGUCAUAGGCGGACCUAAACAGAUGAGUUUUAAGGGACUUUUUGAAAAUGGACGAGGUUUCACUAUGACAUAUAUGGAAGGGGAGCUGGUUCCAGAACGUAGGCCCAUGGAAGCAGAAGGAGCGUUCACCGAUGGUCUUAGUUUUAGUUCUUGGGAUUGAGAGGGUUCUACUGUCAAUGGAAGAGCGUAGUUGUCUUGUGGGGAUGUAUACAACUGCAAGACCAUUUUGGGCAUUUUCAUGGGUAGACCUACCUGUUCCCAACUUUAUAACCUGUGUUAGUUAUCCAUAUAUGUAUACCCAUGGACACAGUCUUAGUGAAAAUGUUCACUACUAAAUUAUUCACCUGAUAUAACAACUUCUGUCCCUAUCUUAUUUUUGUAGGGAGGGGGGUUGUCCAUAAAUGACAUGUAUCUAUAGGGAGUGCUUUGGAAAAACUGAAGAGAUUGCAUAUUAAGUUUUUUUAAGUCUGUUAAAUAAAAUUUCAGCAUUGCAGCUUUUAAAGGAUGCCCAGCAGCAACAUGGCCUCAGGCAUGGAGACUAUCAGAGAUACAGGUACAUUUUUUAUCUUAGUUUCGGACUUAAAAAAUAUGAUAUAUGCAGACAUUCCACAUAAUUUCCUGAUAAGGUCAAGAUUUGCAUUAUGUUCCUUUAGUGUAAAAUUAUUCUUCCCCCUCUCCCUGCCCCCCCCCCCCCCUAAUUGCAGGAACUUGUCUUUAUUUAAACCAUAUAUGUUGCUCUAUCUCCUUUUCCAUUACCCCUAGUGGCUGUAUCUCAGUGGUCCCCAAAUGGCGGUCCGUGGAACUUCACCGGUCUGCAUGCCUAACGCUGCUGGUCUCCAUAACAUAAAUAUAUAAAUAUUUAUUGUCAAAUAGAAAUAAAAGUAUAAAAAUAAAUCAUGCACUGGUCCCUGGUAAAAUUUCGAAACUUUUUCACCGGUCCGCCAAACUUAAAAGUUUGGGAACCACUGCUGUAUCUGACUUCUCUCACAAUACAUGUCUUUCUUAAUACUUGAUUAAAAUACAUUUCAUUGUAUUAAUCAUUACUUUAUAUUAAUUCUUAACAUUUAAAUAUUUUUUACAGAGGCUACUGCUCAAGAAGAAUUAAGAGAAUCAGAAAAUCGCUUCAUUUUCCUCAAGGAAACAGAAACCGAGUCGCACCUAAAAAGUUGACACCGGAAAUGCUCUUAGAUGCCAGGUCAACAAAUUGAUAUUUUAAAAUAAAAAUAGAUUGUCAAACUAAGAUUUAUUGAUGUUACUUUAUUUUCCAUAGAUAGGUUUCUUUGAUUUUCAGCUUUUAACAUUGCCAUGGUCUUGAGCAAUUUAAAUAAUUGAUCUUUUAUGAGUUUAGCUGUGGGAUUGGAACAAAAGUUUCUAUUUUAAGUAAACGAAGUGGCUAUUUGCACCCUGGUAUCAGAAGUGAGAGGUUGGGAUUAAAAAACUAUUUAAAAUAUUAUUGUUAGGUUUGUAAGACAAAAUGAGGUAUCAAAUGAAAGAUAAUUGAAUGGACUAUGUGUUUGUAAACUUAAUUCUUCAGUUUAACUAAAAUAAACUACCACAAUUGACAUCCGAAUGGGAUCUAGUCUAAAGAGACCCAGGUCCAAAUAGCGGCUAUGCGUCUUACAAACCCAACAAUAAUAUUUUAAAUAGUUUUUUAAUCCCAACCUCUCACUUCUGAAUACCCGGGUGCAAAUAGUCACAGGUUUAAAUAAAAAUGUGUUUGAUCUUACCUUCUGUUUAAUGAAAAAUAGAGUUGGUUUUAAAACCUAUUAAUUUAAUUUUUGUUUAACACUCAUGAAAUGAAAGAAAUUUGGAUAUUAAUUGUGAGACAAGUGUUUCUUUUCCUCUCUUCAGCUCUGCCAUGUCUUCAUUUGUUUUAGUCAUCAAACAUUAAUUUAUAUUUAUAUAAGGAUAGAAUUUGUAGUGGAUACUUAUUGUUUAGGCCUUGCACUUUCAAAUAGUGUUCUCUUUCUUUGUGUCUACAAACUCUAAAUGAUAUCCAGUAAUAUAUUUAUUAAGGAAAUGGGCAAUAAGAAAGUAUGGAAAAGUCUGAAAAAAGGACGCAACAAUCUGAGGAGUAUAUUUAUUACCUAUGUUUCACCAACUAUAGGUUACAAAAUGUCUCAGGUUACCUGCAUGGUGUCCCAGUUAGUCAAAGUAUUAGUAAAUUCUUCUUUCUUAAAAUUGAUUUGCUUUUGAGAUGUGUCCAAAAUAUACAAGUAUAAUUUAGAUGAAUCCACUGCUUAUAAAUAAAUUAGGAUGCAUACAUGCUUAAGAGUGUUUUAAUUUUAAAAAGUAUUUUAAGAAAUGUACACAGUUUUAAAUGAGGCUUGAAUUUCAAUUCAUUAACCAUGUAGAAUUUGAAAUCUUAAUUGAAACUGUUGAGUCAAAAUUUUUAUUUGAAACAUCUUUUAUAUUUUGUUUUGUGCAACAGAUAUUUGCAACUACCUUUGUUUUGUGCUGAAAGAUGUUGGGCUUAUGCUAUGCAAUUAAAAUCUGAGGCAAACACUGAGCCACGUAAGCGCUUUCACAUGGUUUCCAAACUUAAGAAGGCAGUUGUGUAUGCUGAGGAGCUGGAGUCUGUUGGCAACAGUUACAAGUGUGAUGCUAGAACUAAACUAGAAUGCCAGGUAGGAUACAACUUUAACUAUAGAUUAGAAUCUUGGAGACAGUUGGUAACCCUUCUUCGGAGAACAAGCUGUCGUCAUUGUGGACAGGUACUGUAGAUAGUAGUGCCACUUACUAGCAGAGUGCCCGAUACUAAGCGGCGGGGUUGGGAACACCUCAGAAGUCAAUGUUGAACGUAUGAUCUUAGGUUGAUGUCCAGCAGAUGCGGCACGCCUGUAAAGUGCUUGCCAGGGCCACCAUAAGAGAGAGUUAGCUCUGCCCCAAAAAGAAAAUGUACAAUUUCAGUCAGUUGGCAACAGCUACAAGUUGAUGCUAGAACUGCACUAGGUAUAUGCCAGGUAGGAUACAACUUUCACUUUAAAUUAUAACCUUUAAACAUAUUGUCCAAGUUUCUUGGAGCAAAGCAUUUAAAUUUUGUAUAAUUUUAUUUAGGCGUACAAUGCCUGGAUUAGAGGCUGUCUUGAAUUUGAAGGAGAAAGAUGGGAGAGUGCCAUGGAGUGUUACACAAGAGCAAAGUGAGUUUUCCUUUGGAUGUCAAAUAUCUUAUCAGCUGUCUUUAAACUAAAAGUACCCUUUUAAUUUAAUAUUUAAUUAUAAAUUAAAAAAAUUAUCAUCAUAAAAUUUUCAUUACUUAUUUUAACUUUAAGUUAACAUUUAAACAUGUUUGACAAUACCUUCUGUUUAAAGAAAAAAGUAAAUGAUGGUAUUUUUAGGUUCAAUUAUAUAUAUUUAUCAACAGAACCAUUUAUGAAAAGUUGGCCAAUGCAUUCUCAGAAGAACUUCAGAUCAUAUAUCAACAGAGAGUUGAUGAAAUAUCACCCAAUUUGCGCUACUGUGCUUAUAAUAUUGGUGAUGAGUCGGCCUUGCAAGACCUUCAGAAGAUGAGAAUUGCCGCUGGUGAAGACCAGCUGUCAUUUAAACUUGAUGUAAGCAUAUGGUUCUUAUCAAGUGUUUCACAAUAUCUUUACAAUUCUUUAAAUUUUAGUUAAUUUCACCCUGAUUGAGUUUUGACAGGACUUUGGCUGAUUAAGAUUAAUGAACUAGACUAUAGGUUUUUGGUCAGAGAAAUUUAAAAGUCGGAAAAGUAUUUGUGUUGAACAGGGCAGGAAUUUUUAAAAAAAAGAAAGAAACAUUUCCAUAAGGAAAAAAAAUGAUAAUGAAGACAUGCUAGUAACGUCACAUUGGAGAUGGCAACAAGUAAUCAUGUUAUUGCGUUACUUAUGUUGCGUUUGGAAGUCAUGCAAGUGGCCAGGGUUUUGGGCUUCGGGAGGUGAACCCCAUGUGACACCUCCGAGUUGCCUCUGUGGUGCGGGACUCUGACUUAGAGGCGUUAAGUCGUCGUCACCCCUGAAUGAAGACAUACAAAUGUGUCUUACUCAGUUCUGAUUAUUUGCAGAAAGUAAUGACUUGCUGGUAGUUAAUAUUUUUAUAUUCUCAUUUAAUGCUAUUAAAUUGUUAGCUAUAUGGUAGUUUGAUAUUAAUAUUAGUUUGAAUAUAAUUUGAUUCUCUUAAAGGACUUGUUAUCACAAACACGAGAGAAGCAAGCUGCGACUCUGUCAGAAGUAACAUGGCGAGGACGGACAGUUCCUGUCAAAGUAGAGGCAGUCCGGCUUUUCUUGCUCAACAUGCAAGACCUGAACUCGGAAUUAGAAGUUGCGGAAAGUUUAGACAGCAGGGUGUCCAUCUAUGAAAGUAUUCUCAAACAAUGCAUUGAUGCCCAGCAGGCGCUGAGGGACACUUUGCAGGAAGAUCAAGUAAUUAUGCUUUUUCUAUAGCACUUGAGAUGUUGGAGGCAUUAAACGGUCCUUCUUAAAUUAAGAAAUUGGCAACCUUUUUUAUUUGGAUUUGAUGUUUAUGUAAAUUUAUUUUGUUUUUCAUUGAUAUGCUGACUUAUAAUGUUUUCAGGUCUUUAAGGCAGCUGUACGUGGGCAGCCCAUCGAUGGAAAAAUCUCCAACCAGCACUAUCUGCACUCCUACCUCAUGUACAUUCGCCUGACCACAACAAUAGAUAGAAAUCUGCUUAUGGUGGAAAAUCUUAAGCAGAAUCUACCCGAAAAUAAUCCUGAGGAAGGUCGUAAGAUAACUAAGCCCCAAGACCUUGUUCGUCUUUAUGACAUUAUUAUUCAGGUGGGUGUCCCUAGAUUUGUAGCUGUGUAAGGGUCGUCAGCAAUUGAUGUGAAUUAUAAAAAAAUUCUAUGAUGUACUUUUAAGACACUUGAUCAUUUAAUUAAACCAAGAGGAUGCUUGUCAUUCAUUAUGUGCCUCUAGUGAGGAGCAAUAACAUUUGUGUAAGUUGGAGGUGUUUGGCCUUGAGUACCGGUACCAGUAACCUAUUUCAUGUCAUAAAGUUCUUUAAAAUUUACGUUUUGUCUGAAGUUUAGUUGUUACGCUUUAAAAAAAAAAAAAAUGUUUUCAAUUACAAGUCUGUUGUUUUAUCAUUGGUAUUCAUUGCAAUAUUUGUUAUGCCUGCAUUUGUAAUUUGUUAUAUUCCAGAAUUUGAAUGAGAUUCCUAAUCUCCAUGGUAUACAAGAUGAUGCUACGAUAGCCUCAGAAAUAGAAACUUCUGUUUUAGGAUAUAAGGCUUUUAGGUUAGUCAAGACCCGAACUUCUCUGGUGACCUAACCACUUUUUACCCACAUAGCUCAUACAUUACAACUUUUAUGCACAUGCCCCCCCUCAUCCUGAUACAGGAAAAUAUGUUAUAAGAUGGUAAACUCAGUCACUCUGUUAACCCUCGAACUGUGGCAUGCAUCAUUCUGUAGUGUGGGAGCUUUUCAGAGCUUUUUGGGUGCCUUUUGAAAUUGCAUUAAAUGAAAUAGAAAAAUUGAUGCAAACCCCAAAUAAGUAUAUAUUUUUAGAAAGGUAAAUGGAUGGGGAUAAAGUUGGCUAUAUUGCCCACCCCGUAAAAAUUUUUUACUCAUCGUCCUUGACCUUGGAGUGCUCAAGGAAAAAAAAUCGACAAAAUAUCUUGUUUUCAAGUGCUCAUAACAUUAAUUUUUAUAGAUACACUUAAACACAAAUCUUUCUGAAAAUGUAUAGUUUGCUUAGGUUUUUAUUACAAUUAAACCUCUGAAAGUAAUUUUAGGUCAUUUAUAUAAGAAACUGGGACCACAGCUAAAACCCAGUACAAAAUAUAAAAUCUCUGGCAAAAUAGUUAUUAUCGACUAGUAAACAUUUAAAAAGGAACUUUGGAACUGAUUUGGGUUGUGUUAUCAAGAAACAGCUUGACCCGGAAGAUGAUUUAAUUAUUAAUGAAAGGAAGUGGCAAUAAUUAUUGGCCGCCAAAGCACAGAACAAGACUAUGGCCCGAUUUCAAAGGCCAACCACAGUUCGAGGGUUAAAGUAGGCAAUAUUUAUUUCACUUCAUUAAUUUAAAUUCAGAAAUGUGUAUUUCUACAGCUUGGAUAAGUAGUUGAAGAAUUUUCUUUAAUUACAUCAGAAUUGCUAUCAAUUCAUCAUGUCAAUUUUAACAUAGAUGUAAAAAAAAAAUGUAAAAAGUGCUGCCAAUCAGAAUUUAAGAAUUUUAAAGGAAAGGUUCAUUUAAAGUUGUUGUUGACCUGUGUAGGAAGUUAGUAAACAUGCAAUAAUGUGUGCACAGGGAAGGAAAGAGAAUUUAUAAAUCUUUCUUGUUGUUAUGUGGACAUAAAGGUUAAAUUCGGUCGAUGCCAAUCGGCAUUGUGUGGAUAUUAAGAUUUAAGAGGCAACGUUUAUUUUCGAGUUAUUCAAUGAGUGUUCUACGGUGCUAAAAUCUGCAAUGAAUUGAAUUCUCAAUGAAUUGUUUCUUUUUGAUUGAUUCAGGUCAUUUUACAUUGGCCGGUCCUAUGCAAGUGCCAAGAAAUGGAAAGAAACUGUUGCACUAUAUCAAAGAGCUUUGGACAAUUGUAAAAAAGCCCUGGAAGGUUUAAAACACCAUCCUUCAUCCCCUAAAUUAAAGGUAAACAAUUGCUAGGAGAGUAUGGUAGAGCUCAAAGAAAUUUCACUGAUAACUAUGUAACAGGAAGAUAAAUGAUCAUGUUUAUGUGUUAGAUCGCAACGUUUCUUGACAUAAACUUGUUGAUUUCACAGGAAGAUAUAAGUGCAUUACAAGACCUUCAGCAACACAUAAGUGGUCAAAUGUACUCCUGUCAAGCUUACAGCAUAUUGGAUUCAAGCACCUCAGGAGAGCAACAAUUUUCAGUUCCUGUUAAUGACAAAAGGGUAAGCUUUAAAUGGUCUGUGAAAGAAGUUUUUUUUAUUAUUGAUUCUAUCACACUGCUUCCUCAGCUAUAAUUUGACCCUUUAUUCUGACAGGAUUUUUAAGAUUUUGAAUAUGGAUACCACAGCUUUUAUUUUCCUAUCUUAUUAACCCACGAACUGUCCAUUGUAUUAUGCUGUACUGUGCUGGCAAUUUAGAGCUUUUUGGGUGCCUUUGAAAAAUGUGAUUUUUUUUUCACAUGCAAAUACUACAGCUAGACCCCAUAAAGUAUACAUUUAUUGAAAUUAGACUGAGUGAGAAAUCAUACUGGCUAUUUUUUAAUAUGCUUACUGACCGUGACCUUGACCUUGUAGUGACCAAGAAUAAAGAAAAUAAUUAAAAAAAUCUUUUCAAGUAACUCAAACUACAAUUUUUUAAAGGCAUAUUAUUAUAAUGUUUAUAUAAUAUGAUAGCAUUUUCAUUUAUCUUUCAGAAAAUGUAUUAUUUGUACCGGUAUAUGUUUUAGUUACGUUCAAGUAACAAAGCACGACAUAAACAUUAUAAGCAUUACUAAAUAGCAAGAAACAGAUACAAUUGAAAUAUAAAUAAACAUAUAGAACAACAUCAAAUAAUUUUGUGUUGGUACACAAUCAUCUGCAACAUAGUUUGAACGCGUCCUGUUGUUGGGGCAACGCCUACUCUUUCUAGGCUUAGAUCGUCCGAGUCCGAACUUUCGCUUUCUGACCCACUAUAAAAAUAAUCUGAAUUAUCAUUGUCUUCGUGUGUGAUCGGAAAAUCAUCUUCCGAAUCACUUAAGUCAUUAACUAAAAAGUUAUUAAAAAGAUUCUUAACUGAUUUAUUUUGUAAGCCAGAUGGUCCAGCUCAUCCAUUUGGCGAAAAUCUACUUACACAAAUUUGCUUAAUAAAGAUCGUUGUAAAAAAUAAAUCAAAAGUUUAAAAAAAGGACACAGAAGAGGGAAAAACUGAAGUUUAUUUAUUAAUAAAAGGAAGUAGUUUUAUUUUGUGUAAAAUAUUGGACUGGAACUUAUUCUUUCAACGCAAUUUUUAUCGGCUGACACAGUUUGGGAAGGGAAGAUCGGCCGACGACAGUUCGUGGGUUAGUGUAACAUAUUUCUAAUAAAACUGAAGAGCAUGUUAUUAGCUGACAAUUUUGAUAGCAGUAUAAUUUUUCUUUGAAUCUACUUAUAGCCUCUUGAAGACAGACUGGAUGAAUACAUCACGGAGAAAUCUCUUACUACCAAAAAGGCCAUACUGACCCGCUUCCCCCCGGAGUUUGAACCAAUACCAUGUCGACCUCUCUUCUUUGACUUGGCACUAAACCACAUUGAGUUCCCAUCUUUGGAUGACAAACUGGAACAGCAGAAAAAGGCUGUAGCGGGUGGACUAACUGGAAUUGUCAAGGGCUGGUUAGGUGGCUGGGGCAAGAAGUGAUAGUUGCUUAAGUGACUGUGGCAAAAAGUGAUAGUGGGAUAGCUGGUCAGGUGGCAGGGGCUAGAAGUGAUAUUUGGAAUUAACAAGGACUGGUUAGUUGGCUGGGGAAAGAAGUCAUAGUUGGAACGGUUUGAAUAAAUUAAUUAUGUACACACCACAAAAGUGUACUUUUGCUGAAGUUGACAGGUGUUUAGGCAUUUAAAUAAAUUGUAUUUUGAUUGUGUAAUAGAGUUUUUUGAAGAUUACCACUACUGCUAAUACUUCUACUAUAGAGAUAUUAGAACAUUUUAAAAGUAUCAAGUCAAAAUGUCAUAUUGUGACACUGUUUGUCAGUGUAUCAAAUAUUUGAUGCUUUACUGUAAGCAUUUAUGUGGAAUGUCAUACACAGUUUUUAGUUAUGUAAUUGAAUCAAUGUAUCGUACAUCUAAUAUGGCAUUAAAUCAUCCUUCUUUAUAUAUAUUUCUGUCCGAAAGUCUGUCAAUUGUAUCACCCAUUGAACCUGUGCUGCUCCUAAGUUAGGUGAUGUGAUUUUGCCAGACCAUCAUUAAGAUGAAUUCAGUGGUGUAGUCGAGCUUUGGGUGUUCAGGCAAGUUUUAUGAUGGUCAUAUCUUGGCUUUUUAACCAAGUUUUAUGAAGGUCAUAUCUUGGCUUUCUAACCAAGUUUUAUGAUGGUCAUAUCUUGGCUUUUUAAUCAAGUUUUAUGAAGGUCAUAUCUUGGCUUUUUAACCAAGUUUUAUGAAGGUCAUAUCUUGGCUUUUUAACCAAGUUUUAUGAUGGUCAUAUUGUCCUGUGUUACUUUUUUUUUAAAAAUGUGAUAGGGGUAUUUUUGUGUGGGGCUGUGUAUAGUCACACUGGUAGUUAGUAAAUUUGAUGUUGGGCGAAGGGUUCAUAUUACUACUGAUGUACAGUCUGAGCCGAGUCUAUUCAAAAUAUAAAUACAAACUGGCCAGGACCAUAUUCAUUUUGCACUGAACAGUAACUCUGAUGAGCACUGAAGUUACAGAGCACUUGGUUUGCAGUGGACCUAUGUGGGGGUUUCAGGCAAUAAUUAAAGUGGAUCCAGUUGUACUAAGAUUUGUUUGGGUCAGCAAGCAGCCAUGAGGAAAAAAAAGACUCUAAGCAGAUGAUGUGAUUGUGUUGGCAAUAAACCUUGUGAAUUGUAUGUGGAAUAUGUAAUGUAGAAAGUCUUAUCUUAAAGUGUUGAUCUACAUUACAACAAAAAAUUUAAGUCAUUGGUGGUUCUUCUUUAAACAAUAGCAUUUACUUUUAACAAAUUCUUUGUUUUUUUUAAACAUUUUUUUUACCUAUAUUUUAGUUUUUAUCAUUUGAAAAGAUUGGAGAAAGUUUCCAUGCUCUUUAUUGUCCAUUUAAUUAUGUAGCACGGGGUUUGGCAAACUACAGCGCGUCGUGGUGUCGGUUAAUCUGGUCAGCGGAGUGAUAUGAAGUCACGGGAGAUUUAGCAUCUAUGCAUAAGUAUGCAUACAACAUGGGAGGGCCAUUUACCAAUGUGGUAGAUCAGUCCAUUGCUCCAUACAAUUUGGAUUGGAACUUGGUCAAAGCUACAAAGUCAAUAAUAGAAGCGCUGUCAUUGAAAGCCUAUGAGAACAGCUGUCAUUGAAAGCCUAUGACAGCAGCUGUCAUUGAAAGCUUAUGACAGCAGCCGUCAUUGAUGCCUAUGACAGCAGCCAUCAUUGAAAACCUAUGACAGCAGCUGCAUUGAAUGCCUAUGAAAGCAGCUGUCAUUGAAAGCCUAUGAAAGCAGCUGUCAUUGAAUGCCUAUGAAAGCAGCUGUCAUUGAAAGCCUAUGAAAGCAGCUGUCAUUGAAAGCCUAUGAGAGCAGCUGUCAUUGAAAGCCUAUGAGAGCAGCUGUCAUUGAGAGCCUAUGAAAACAGCUGUCAUUGAAAGCCUAUGAAAGCAGCUGUCAUUGAAAGCCUAUGAAAGCAGCUGUCAUUGAAAGAAUAUGAAAGCAGCUGUCAUUGAAAGCCUAUGACAGCAGCUGUCAUUGAAAGCCUAUGACAGCAGCUGUCAUUGAAAGCCUAUGACAGCAGCUGUCAUUGAAUGCCUAUGAAAGCAGCUGCAUUGAAAGCCUAUGACAGCAGCUGUCAUUGAAAGCAGCUGUCAUUGAGAGCCUAUGAGAGCAGCUGUCAUUGAAAGCCUAUGAGAGCAGCUGUCAUUGAGAGCCUAUGAGAGCAGCUGUCAUUGAGAUCCUAUGACAACAGCUGUCAUUGAAAGCCUAUGACAACAGCUGUCAUUGAAAGCCUAUGACAACAGCUGUCAUUGAAAGCCUGGGGUUCUAUUGCAUCAUUUAUUAAUUAUGGGGGAAAUAACUGUCAUGGAUACUGUGAGCGGUCAGUCGUGUUGUUGAUGGGCUGCCAGCUGAACAUCAAUCGGCAAGUCAAUGAUUUUUUAUUAUUUUUUUUUUUAAUAUGGUUGACUUUGUACAGCGCUUUGAGCUUUUGGGGAUGAAGCGUGUUUUUCAAAUAAUCUUUAUUAUUAUUAUUUUAUUUAAGUUUAGAUAAAAAUAACGUUAAACCUUAGACCCUAUAAGUGAAAUAAUUGACCUUUAUAAUUGAAGCAACAGAACUUUAUUAGUGAAAUGAUGGACCUUUAUAAGUGCCUCUUGGCUGAUCAGUUCAGUAAUUGAUAAGCCCUUGCUUGUUAAUUCAUUUCAUUCUUUGGAAAUACCUACUUCAAUGAGAAGACAUUUAAAAAAAUGCUAUCUCAGCUACAUCAGACCUGUUAACUCUUACGAUUUUGGCGUACAAUGUACAAUUUUGAGGUGUAUACAUUACAUUAUAUACUGUAAUGUAUGUUUUUUUUCUAAUAAGAGAAUGUAUUGAACGAUCAUGUGAUGAUAUUGUACGAUUUUAAGAGUUUGAGGGUAAAUAGGUCUGAUAAAUGCAAUAUAUGUCAGAAAAGCACCAAUUUCUUGCUUCAUAUUACAUUUCAACAUGGAAAUAAAAGUCUGUCGUACAUGUUAUACAUUAUUUUAGAUUUUCUGCUCAUACUUAUAAUAUAAGAUCAUAAGCCCCCCUAAUUAUUGGCCCAAAUCUCUCUGGCCCUUCAAGCUCUGCUACAUCUAGAUCUUUCAAUGUUAUAAAUCAGGCACAGAGCUGAAUAGCUGGCACCGAUGAUGUCAAUAGCUGGCAUUAAUGAGCACUAGAUCUUUCAAUGUUAUAAAUCAGGCACAGAGCUCAAUAGCUGGCACCGAUGAUGUCAAUAGCUGGCAUUAAUGACCAUCUUGUUAUUACUCAUUGUAUGUGGAAGUCUACAGAAAUCUUUCUGACUUAUGACUUGAUAUUGCUGGUAAGAAUCUGUUGACUGAAUGAACGGAACAGUCUGCUCGGCAGAUUCUAUGUUUUUUCUUACUUCCAAUAAUUGGUGUUUUGGCUCAAUGUAUGAUUUUUAUUGCUUUAUUUAUAUUUUUUUGUUGAAAAGAAAAUUAAAACCUUUUGUCAGCGAUUUUUUUGGAGAAAAUGUUGGAGUUUUAAAAUUCUUGAAUCUAGUUUAUACAUUAAAAUUUAAAAGUCAAUAAAUAAUUUGCAAGUAGAACUGUGUCCUGUGAAGGUAGUUGACCUUGUGAAAUGGUUCGAGGCCUUAAGUUACUGUUAAGUUGGGUGUAAAGAAGAUUUCUUCUCUCAGGAUGGAUUCAUCAGAUUGUUUAUUCUGGUUGUUGGGAUCAAGAGCCUGCCAAUCAUAAGUCAAUCAAAAGCACUUUUACAACAUCGCAAACAUGCAUUUUUUUAUAUGACAGCAUCACCAACUCUGCAUUUGUGAUUCUGAAGUCCAAGAUGCAGAAAGCUGUCUUGUUCAUGAUGGAUUUGUUUGUCUAGGACGGCACGGUGAUUCUGUCACCUAACGAAAUGUUCAAUUAUAUGAAACUAUUUAUUGUGACGUCUGAUAUAUUGCUUGAAUGGAUUUUGGAUGUCCAUUGUUUUGAGGUGAUGAACUUGUUGUUUGUUGAUACCGUCUAGUCUAAAUGUUAGAGAUUUGAAAACAUGAAAGUAACAGAAAUAAACCCUUUGAUUUUCCAUCUUACAAUGAGUGCAUCAACAAC